GAUGCCUAAUAGUCCAAUCUUUUUCACUCUUCUCCUCUCUCUUUUCCUCUCGGCUUCCGCCCAGCAAGAUGAAUUUGUCUACAUAGGCUUCUCCGGCGAUGCAGAUGGCGGCGGAAGCAACAUGAGCUUGAACGACGUGGCGGAGAUCGAGAACAGCGGGAUCCUGCGGCUGACGAACGAGACGAGCCGGCUGAUCGGCCACGCCUUCUACCCUGCGGCCCUCCGGUUCCGGAACGCCACCACUGGCGUAGCCUUUUCCUUCUCCACCACCUUCGCGUUCGCCAUCGUGCCCGAGUACCCCAAGCUCGGUGGCCAUGGCCUCGCCUUCACCAUUGCGCCGACCAAAGAGCUCCCGGGGGCCCUGCCCAGCCAGUAUCUCGGCCUCAUGAAUGCCUCCGACGUCGGAAACGCCACCAACCACGUAUUCGCCGUGGAGUUCGACACCGUCCAGGACUUCGAGUUCGACGACGUCAACGAUAACCACGUCGGCGUCGACGUUAACAGCUUGGUCUCUUACCCGACAGCUUCUGCCGCUUAUUAUGGCAACGAUGGCGUCAAGAAGGACCUCAAUCUCAAGGGUGGUUACACAAUCCAGGCUUGGGUAGACUACGACGGAGCCGAGAAGGUCCUCAACGUCACCCUUUCCCCUUUCUCCACGAAGCCGAGUUCUCCGCUGCUAUCGUUUCAGGUGGAUUUGUCCCCAGUCCUCCUCGACGACAUGUUCGUGGGCUUCUCGGCGUCAACUGGACUGCUCGCGAGCACCCAUUACCUCUUCGGAUGGAGUUUUAAGAUGAAGGGCGCCUGUCGAUCCCUCGAACUCUCCUCCCUGCCGUCGCUGCCUCAACCGAAGAAGAAAAAUGUCACCUUGACUGUCGCUAUCUCUGUCACGACCUUUGUUCUACUGAUCGCUGCCGCCGCCGCCACAGCCUACCUCUUCUACUGGAUCAAGAAUGCCGAUGUGAUCGAGGCGUGGGAGCUCAACUGCGGCCCGCAUCGCUUCUCCUACGAGGAGCUGAAGCGAGCCACCGAGGAGUUUCGAGACCAACAGCUCCUGGGCUUCGGCGGGUUCGGAAAGGUCUACAAGGGGACCCUUCCGGGCUCGCGGGUGGAGGUGGCGGUGAAGCGAGUGUCCCACGAGUCAAGGCAGGGGAUCCGCGAGUUCUUGGCGGAGAUAGCCAGCGUGGGGCGGCUCCGCCACCGGAACCUGGUCCAGCUCCGGGGCUGGUGCCGCCGCCGCGGAGACCUGUUCUUGGUGUACGAUUACAUGCCCAACGGCAGCCUCGACAAGUUCCUGUUUCGCGACGACUCUCUCGGCCAGCGGCCAAGGCCGGUCCUUUCGUGGCCACAGCGCUUCAGGAUCCUCCGCGGCGUCGCCUCCGCGCUCCUCUACCUUCACGAGGAGUGGGAGAACGUCGUGAUCCACCGAGACGUCAAGGCCAGCAACGUCCUCCUCGACGCCGAGUUCAACCCCCGCCUUGGCGACUUCGGGCUGGCCAAGCUCCACGACCACGGCGCUAACCCCAGCACCACCCGCGCGGUGGGCACCCUGGGCUACCUCGCGCCCGAGCUCACCCGCACCGGCAAAGCCACCACCAGCUCCGACGUGUACGCAUUCGGCGCCCUGGUGCUUGAGGUGGUGUGCGGGCGGCGGCCUGUCGAGCCGAAGGCGUUGCCGGAGGAGCUGGUGCUGGUGGACUGGGUAUGGGAGCGGUGGACUUCGGGGCGGUGGGCGGACGUGGUGGACCACCGGCUGGGCGACGACUACGACCGCGAAGAGGCGGUGGUGGCUAUAAAGGUGGGGCUUUGGUGCUCCCACCCCUCAGCAGCGGCCAGGCCAGGCACGAGGGAGGUGGUGCGUUACCUCGAUCGUGGAGACGCCGCGGAGGUGCCGCCAUUGGCCGGACCCCCGGAGGAAUACGACGCCGGCGAGAGCAACGGCGGGUUCGACGACUUCGUGCAUUCCUACCUUGCCUCCUCCGAGAAGAUCUCCAAGGGUUCGGCUGCUCUUGGACAAGAAGCUUCCCGUACCUGUGUUUAGCUUUGUGCUGCACUCUUUGAGCUCAAUACAGAAGGCUCAAGUGAAAGAUGUGGAGUGAGGAUGAGUAUUUUCGCCAUCACCUCCUCUGCAAUGAUGGAAGACUGCGUGUGCUUGCCUACAUGCAGUCCUUUCAGGCUUUUGGAUAUGCAUCAUAUGUUUUGCUUUACUCGAUUGAAUUGGAUGUUAUCAUGUACUAUACUAAUGAUCGCUUGUAUACCGACUAGAUGAUGAAGCUGAAAUAUUUCAUUGA
This is a messenger RNA of Musa acuminata AAA Group (dessert banana), 2288 nucleotides long. RefSeq names its product L-type lectin-domain containing receptor kinase S.4-like. Gene Ontology annotation, molecular function: protein kinase activity; carbohydrate binding; ATP binding. Gene Ontology annotation, cellular component: plasma membrane. The record is from RefSeq and is a predicted model, not a curated record. The transcript has a single exon. Gene Ontology annotation, biological process: protein phosphorylation. NCBI's taxonomy places the organism in Eukaryota, Viridiplantae, Streptophyta, Magnoliopsida, Zingiberales, Musaceae. Bases 2 to 2038 code for a protein of 678 amino acids.